Messenger RNA from Acomys russatus (golden spiny mouse), 2862 nucleotides. RefSeq names its product solute carrier family 26 member 3 (gene Slc26a3). The record is from RefSeq and is a predicted model, not a curated record. Gene Ontology annotation, cellular component: membrane. Gene Ontology annotation, biological process: transmembrane transport. NCBI's taxonomy places the organism in Eukaryota, Metazoa, Chordata, Mammalia, Rodentia, Muridae. The transcript is spliced from 21 exons. Gene Ontology annotation, molecular function: secondary active sulfate transmembrane transporter activity; oxalate transmembrane transporter activity; chloride transmembrane transporter activity. The coding region runs from base 204 to 2480 and encodes 758 amino acids.
AAAUCCCCGCUUACUUAACACAAAGGAGUUGUGUUGGCUCAUUGAAGGAAAAAGGGUACUGCUGUGGCAAAACGCGACCCGGGUCCCUUAAUCCUGCCUCUUUUGAUCUCAAAAGGCAUUUUAACCUGCUAACGGCAAGAAGAAGCGUCCACCACAUAGUUUCAAAGGUCUUCCUACUUGCCACUGUCACCAGGGAAAGCAACAUGAUCGAAGCCAUAGGGAACCAGUACGUAGUGGCCAGACCGGUGUACUCCACAAACACUUUCGGAGAGGAGUUCAAGAAGACACAAAGACAUCACAAGACAUUCCUGGAUCAUCUCAAAAGGUGCUGUAGCUGCUCCUCACAGAAGGCCAAGAAAAUUGCCCUGUCCUUGUUCCCCAUAGCAUCUUGGUUGCCAGCGUACAAGAUAAAGGAAUGGCUUCUGAGUGACAUCGUUUCUGGCAUCAGCACAGGGCUGGUGGCCGUACUGCAAGGUUUAGCCUUUGCUCUGCUGGUCAACAUCCCCCCAUCCUAUGGGUUGUAUGCAGCCUUUUUCCCAGUCAUAACCUACUUUUUCCUGGGCACUUCUAGACACAUAUCUGUGGGUCCGUUUCCAGUUCUGAGUAUGAUGGUGGGAGUUGUAGUUACAAGAGUGGCCUCAAGUGACAGUACUGCUCUAGGACAGUCCUCAAGCUCACUAGAAAAUGACUCAAUGAUAGAGGAGAAGAAUAUAAUGGUGGCUGCAUCAGUAACCGUUCUUUCUGGAAUCAUUCAGUUGCUCCUGGGGGUUCUGCAGAUAGGGUUUGUGGUGAUAUACCUUUCUGAGUCCCUCAUCAGCGGCUUCACCACAGCUGCUGCCAUUCAUGUUUUGGUUUCUCAGCUGAAAUUCAUGCUACAGCUGACCGUCCCUGCACACAGCGACCCAUUCUCCAUUUUCAAAGUCCUGGAGUCCGUCUUCACGCAAAUUCAGAAGACUAACAUUGCAGACCUUGUGACAUCUGUGAUUAUUCUAGUGGUCGUGUUCGUUGUUAAGGAAAUCAAUCAGCGCUAUAGAAGCAAGCUUCCAGUGCCCAUCCCCAUCGAGCUCAUCAUGACUGUAAUUGCAACAGGCGUAUCUUAUGGCUGUAACUUUGAAGAGAGGUUUGGCGUGGCCGUAGUUGGGAACAUGAGUCUUGGAUUUCAGCCCCCUAUUACGCCUAGUGUGGAAGUUUUCCAAGACACCAUAGGAGACAGCUUUGGUAUUGCGAUCGUCGGCUUUGCAGUGGCCUUUUCAGUUGCUAGCGUCUAUUCCCUCAAAUAUGAUUAUCCGAUUGAUGGCAAUCAGGAGUUAAUCGCCUUGGGGGUGAGCAACAUAUUUACCGGAGCAUUCCAAGGAUUUGCAGGGAGCACAGCCCUCUCCAGAUCGGGGGUUCAAGAGAGCACAGGAGGCAAAACACAGGUUGCGGGGCUUCUCUCUGCUGUCAUUGUGCUGAUUGUGAUUGUUGCCAUCGGAUUUCUUCUGCAGCCGUUACAAAAGUCUGUCCUGGCAGCUUUGGCGCUUGGAAACCUAAAGGGAAUGCUGAUGCAGUUUGCUGAAAUAGGCAGACUGUGGAAAAAGGAUAAAUAUGACUGUUUAAUUUGGGUCAUGACCUUCAUCUUUGCCAUCGUCCUGGGACUCGGAUUAGGCCUAGCAGCAAGUGUGGCAUUUCAGCUCCUAACUAUUGUGUUCAGGACCCAAUUUCCAAAAUGCAGCACACUGGCUAAUGUCGGAAGGAGCAACAUCUACAAGGACAAAAAAAAUUAUGCUGAUGUGUAUGAGCCAGAAGGAGUGAAAAUUUUCAGAUGUCCAUCUCCAAUCUACUUUGCAAACAUUGGUUUCUUUAAGCAGAAACUUCUUGAUGCUGUUGGCUUUAAUCCACUUCGAAUUCUACGCAAGCGCAAUAAAGCUUUGAAGAAAAUCCGAAAACUGCAGAAGCAAGGCCUGCUACAAGUGACACCUAAAGGGUUCAUAUGCACCUCUGAUGGCCUUCAAGACUCUGAGGAAGAACUAGACAACAACCAAAUAGAAGAACUGGACCAGCCGAUCAACACCACAGACCUGCCCUUUGAGAUUGACUGGAAUGCCGAUCUUCCUCUCAACAUCUCCAUCCCCAAAAUCAGCCUCCACAGCCUCAUCCUCGAUUUUUCAGCAGUGUCCUUCCUUGAUGUCUCCUCAAUGAGGGGCCUCAGAUCGAUUUUGCAAGAAUUUAUUAGGAUCAAGGUAGAUGUAUAUAUCGUGGGAACCGAUGAUGAAUUCAUUGACAAACUUGCUAGGUGUGAAUUCUUUGAUGAAGAAGUCAAAGACUCAAUAUUUUUCCUAACAAUCCAUGAUGCUGUUUUGCAUAUUUUGAUGAAGAAGGACUACAGCACUUCAAAGUUUAAUUCCAGCCAGGAAAAAGAAAUGAAAUUUGACUUUACCAUAAAUACAAAUGGAGGAUUACGUAACCGAGAAUGUCAGGUACCAAUUGAAACGAAAUUCUAAUCAAGAUACAGUAUGGAAGGAUGCUCAUCUGUCAUAUCAAAACCAACUUUAUACCUAGAAAGUUAUUGCUAAGUUCAUACAUUGUAUGAAUGAUAUUUUUGAAAGAAUUAUGUUUCAAACUUUGGAACGAGAUUGUUCUAGCAUGGUAUAUUUUUCACAUAUCUAGUUAUGAAAUUAUGUACAUAUUCCUAAUUUUCUACCUUGUAGACUCAUCAAGGAUAGAAAAGUAUUUUGUUUAUAUGUAUUUUUGUAGCAUUGAGAGAUUCCUAUGCAAGUCGUUAUCUUCAUGCUCAAUGCCUUAUGGUGUAUUUACACCCCUGCUCUGACUCUAAUUUAUACAGGUCAUGCUGAUAUCUAUUUUAAACAAUUAAGCUGUACGGGU